CUGCUCUUCCACUCCUCUCUCCUCUCUGCUUCGUCACCGGCACAUCCAGAGGCACAAUGCCCCUCCUGCUCCGCCGCCUCGCCGGCGCCGUCUCGGCGCCCCUCCGCCGCCCCCUCUCCACAGCGCGCUCGCGCCCCCCGUGGGCCAUGGUGAACAUCGAGGCGGCGCUGGACGCGUCAGGGGUGCCUUCGCCGGGCGGGCGCGCGCGCGCGUCCUUCGACCUCAACGCGGCCCCGCGCGCCUCCCGCCUCUCCGUCCCCGCCCGCUUCGUCGACCCCCGCGGCUACAACACGGACUUCCUCGUCGGCAUCGUCCGCGGCGCGAGCUGCGACGGCCUCCUCCUCCUCGAGUACCUCGACACCCGCCAGUGCCGCAGGAUGCACGAACUGGACGCGGGCGGCGGAGUUGAGCGGGACCCGACGCUCUUCGUCUGCAACCCUCUAAGCGGCCAGCUGUUCCGCCUCCCUGCCCCGGACACGGAUGCCGCGAAGAUGGUCACGCCCUUUGGCCUGCUCACCCAGUCCCCCGAAGGCUCCCACGGCGGCCCGCCUGAUAGGUACGUGGUCGCUCAGCUCAGCCUCCGGGAAGGGGACAACCGCAUAGUCGUGCGUCGGUAUUUGUCGGAAACAGGGCAGUGGGAGGAGCGGCCGAUGGUCGGCGUGGCCGGGCCGCAGGACGCUGAGCGGCGGACGCUGGUAGACCACGAGGUGCUGGCGUUCGGGGACCGGCUGUGGUGGGUGGACGUGACCUGGGGUGUCUGCUCCGUCGACCCGUUCAGCGACCGGCCGGAGUGUCGCUUCGUCGAGUUGCCGGAGGACUGUGUGCUGCCUGCUCCACAUGUCGGUAACCUGGCAGUGAGUCUGUCCAUGAGCAGGUACCGGCGCAUGGGGUUCAGCGAGGGGAAACUGCGGUUCGUCCACCUGGGUAAAAAAGACAAGAAAGUCAUAAUCGGCUCCUUUUCCCUCGAUGCCGAGAGCUGGAGCUGGACGCUGGAUCACACCAUUGGAUUUCAAAUUCCAGAGACAUCGCCCGAUGAAUUUACUAUGCCACUAGACCACCACAGGCCGUGGAUUGCUGCCAUCGAUCCCUUCAAAGCCAACGUUUUGUACGUCCAACAUCGUGCUGCUGUUGUUGCCCUGGACAUGGCUAAGGCAGAGGAGAUUUGGAGGAGUCCUCUUCCUGAAAAAAUAGCCUGUCAAAUGGAGCGCCACUCUAGUCUCUUUCAUCCAUGCGUGCUCCCAACAUGGCUUGCAUCAAGCUAUAUCCCAGGAACCCCUGCGAGUGACAAGACAAAUUUCAAAGGGAAGACUUUGGCAGAGAUGCUGGUUCGUGUAGACAGAGGAUAGAAAAACUGAAGCGUGUCAGCUAACUUACCUUUGGUUCCUUAAUUUUGACCAACAAAAAAGUUGAAGGUAGCACCGAAGUAUUGAGAUCUCGUUUUGGGGAAAUUUUGUGACAAUUCUGGGCUUGUUCUAUUGGAUGAUACAAUUCUCUGUGAAAUGGACGAAUCUUCUUAUGUAUCUCAGACUUGUUUAGGUGCACAAUUGUUGAAUAGGAUGACUACAUGGCAUUGAUCAUAUUUCAUUGGCAACUUUUAUCGGACAGUCUCAGAAAUGCAACAUCACUUGCAAGACAUCAUGCUUAUGCUCUUUGUUAAAA
Messenger RNA from Lolium perenne, 1659 nucleotides. RefSeq lists its product as uncharacterized. NCBI's taxonomy places the organism in Eukaryota, Viridiplantae, Streptophyta, Magnoliopsida, Poales, Poaceae. The record is from RefSeq and is a predicted model, not a curated record.